Molecule: messenger RNA, 798 nt
Organism: Fusarium pseudograminearum CS3096
Lineage: Eukaryota; Fungi; Ascomycota; Sordariomycetes; Hypocreales; Nectriaceae
Exons: 2
Coding region: 1-798 (265 amino acids)
Biological process (GO): poly(A)+ mRNA export from nucleus
Cellular component (GO): nucleus
Source: RefSeq, a predicted model, not a curated record
AUGGCUGAAUACUCCACGCUUAAGGUGCCUGAGCUCAAAAAGCUGUUGGCGGAGAAGAGCCUUUCUCAGACUGGAAACAAGGCCGAUCUCAUCGCUAGACUCCAGGAGAACGACAAGCAGUCCGAGACAGAGGCGAAGCCUGUCGAGAACAAAGAAGACGAGAUCAGCUACAGUGAUGACGAGGCUCCCGCUGCACCUGCCGCUGCCGCUGCCGCUGCCGCUGCCGCCCCAGUUACUUCGGCACCCGUUGCCGAUGCCCCUGCUGCCGAGGCCGCUCCUGCCGAACCCACGAAUGCUGAGGAGCCUGCUGCGGUAGAAGCACCUGCUGAGACAGAAGAGGCGCCUGCUGAGCCUGAAAAGUCUUACGCCAUGGGAUUGUCAUCCACUGCUGCCGAUGAUGAGGCCAAGAAGCGUGCUGAACGUGCUAAGCGAUUCGGCAUUGAGGAGGACGAAGACGCGAUCAAGCGCGCUGAUCGUGCGAAGAGAUUCGGUCUCGACGAGAAGGAGCUGGCUACUACCCUGGACUCUGCUCUUCCUGAGCGCUCUCGAAAGCGAGGCCGAGACCGCAACACCGAGACUGAAGGGAGCCGACCGGAAAAGCGACAGAGCAUGGACAGACGAAAUGGUCCUGGCGGUCGACAACGUAGAGGCCGUGGUGGUCGCGACAAUGGUCGCGACCGCGGUGCCCGAAAGGAGGGCGCUCAAAAGGAGGGUGCUGCGACCCGAAGUGGUAUCCUUAAUGACCCAACUGAGAAAGCCAAGGCGGAGAAACGCGCAGCCAGGUUCGCCGGGAACUGA